GAAAGCUGAAAUAUUCAGCGACACGUCGCCUGCUUCUAAAGUCCAAACUGCUGAAGAAGGCAGCGUCCAUGCUGGUGGCAGAAGUGGAAGAGAGGGAAAGAGAGAAACAGAGAGUAGUGAGCGAGAGUUUCCCUUCCAUCCAACCAAAUCUGACCGCCCAGGAACUCCAGGAGCUGUGCAAGGAGCUUCAUCAUAAGAUUGGUGUUGUGGAUGAGGCGCGCUACGACAUGGAGGUGAAGGUUACAAGGAACCAGAUGGAGAUCCAGUCUUUGAGCCAGAGGGUCACUGAGCUGAAGGGGGUGAAGCGGCCAGACCUCAAGAGGGUCAAAAAGACGGCCGACGACAUGCUGGGAUCCUACGCAGAAUCCUCCAAGCUCAUGAAGGCUGAUUUCAAAGCCAACCUGAAGACGGUGAAGAAAGAUGAUGAGAAGAGGGAGGAAGUGACAGACUGGAGGAAGAAUGUGGAGGCCAUGUCGGGCAUGGAGGGCAGGAAGAAACUGUUUGAUGCCGGACAAUAACAUCGGAAGUGACAUCUCUGCAGUGAACAAUAAGUUAUUAUGAAG
Molecule: messenger RNA, 563 nt
Organism: Synchiropus splendidus (mandarinfish)
Lineage: Eukaryota; Metazoa; Chordata; Actinopteri; Syngnathiformes; Callionymidae
Product: troponin I, slow skeletal muscle-like
Exons: 5
Coding region: 69-518 (149 amino acids)
Biological process (GO): muscle contraction
Cellular component (GO): troponin complex
Source: RefSeq, a predicted model, not a curated record